AUGGACCAGCCGAAACCACAAGAGUUAAUCGAGACUUUGACUAAAAAUUAUCGAGUGUUGCCUCUAUAUGAACAACAGACUUUCCAACAUCGAAUCAAGAAUCACGUGUCUCUACAAAAGAAUUCAUAUUUGGCCUGCAAAUGGGCUGAAUGCAAGGAUAAUCUAGGGAAGAAAAAACGACAACCAUUCCAAUUCCCACAAGUUUCGGACUUCCACUUCUACAAUUAUCACAAUUGCUACAAACCGAGCGAGUCGACGAAAAACCGGAAAGAUUAUCGAUAUUCACUCACUAGUGGCCCUGGAGUCGAUGAGUACGGCGAGAUUCCCAUCCCUAACGAAAUGAUUGGCAUUAAGUCAGAUGGUACAAAAUCGAAGAGAAAUUCCACAAAAUUGACUAAAACUAGAAAACGUAACAUAUUUAAACGACGUCUGUAA
Molecule: messenger RNA, 435 nt
Organism: Danaus chrysippus (African queen)
Lineage: Eukaryota; Metazoa; Arthropoda; Insecta; Lepidoptera; Nymphalidae
Source: the annotation of a GenBank genome assembly